AAAUAUAAUUUUAAGUUUACAUUUUAAAGAUCGUUUUAAAAUAAUUUUUUUGAAAAGUAAAUUAAAUACUGUAAGUAAAAUACAGGGUUGGUACAGAAAACAAGAAAUUUAUGAAAGCAAUGACGUUGAUCGGUAUUAUAAAGUUCCAUCAACACGCAUACUAUUUCUAUGAAAUUACAUGGUUAUAUAAUUGUUGAUAAUAUCAUUAUAACACUGUAAAAUUUUCAACAAAUUUAAUAAUAUUAAUAUAAGAAGAAAAAAAUGUUAAUUAUAUGAUUUAUUCAACUAAACUUCGGAUUUCGUUGCAUGAUUGUAUUAUAUAUUAUCCUCUUUCUUUAAGAUGAUUAUCCCUAUAGAACAUAGUCCAACGUUUAUAGUAAAAUAAAAACUAUGAAAGUGUUUUAUUUCUAUUUUAAAACUAAAUCUGAAAUAUCCUUACCAAUGUUCUAUAUUCUUGAACUUUCACAAUUUUCCUUUCCAACAUUAUUGUAAAUUUUCAUAAUACAUUUAAGUUCAUUACAUUAUAUUAUCGUCUCAACACAUUUGUUUCAAUGCUGGAUAAGUAGCUUUUACUGUGACCAAUUGUCAUAAUAAUGUCACUAUUGGAAUAAAGAUGUUCUUCGCAUUAUUUGCUCAUUUGCCCAUAAUGUUUACUCGCUUUCCACUACUUUGAUCGUAUCGAUCAAAGAAAUUCAUUGUUAACAUGCAAUCGCAAACGUGCGAAAUUUCUGUUAGCAGAACUAGCCUGAGUCAAUGAUAAUUUAGCUCCUUGCCUAAUCGAGUAACAAGACUCGAGAAUUCAUUCAAAUAUUUGAAUACUUCAGCGAUAACUUGAGAAAGAUACCUUUGAAAAUUUCAGCCUACUCUAAACUAUUUCGUAAGAGUACAUAUUUACAAAAAAAAGAGGAACAACAUAGAUGCUAAAACUAUGACCACCAAACUACCAUAACUCUAUCAAUUCGUUUCUGUUCUUUUCCAAAUUUCCCCCAAUGUAAAAUCCCUUCUUCUCCCACUCUUCAAGGAAAUGCUCCCGAGAGGUGCGUGGCAAGAUAAAGAUAUUUAACUAUAAACAAUCACUACACCUAAAUAAACGUGUCUUAACAAUAUGCAGCUCCAGCACGGAACAUCCUCUCCUCCAGUAACCCGUUGAAACAAUAUUUUAGGGUGGCGUCAGAACAGACGCAAAUUUCAUGCAAAACACCUGCUGUUUUUACAACUGUCCGGACAUCAGUAUAUAACCGCGAAUGCCGUCCGGAAUUGGCAUCAAUCAGCGAAGCUGCGUCGAAGAUGAAGAUUCCAGCAAUACUGGUUACGUCUCUGCUGGUCUGGGGUGGUCUGGCCGAGGGCCACGUGGUAAAGCGUGAGAAGGAGCUCAAGCCAUCCGCGCCUUCUUUACCGGAACUACUCGGCGAUGGGUCUGACGCGCUCGGUGCUUCGAUGGAGAACGGGAUCAAAGUCGCCAGAGCAGCGCAGAAUGUGGGCCUGAGCAUGGAGUUGAACGCAGCCGCGCGGGCUGCAGCCGCUGCUGCGACCAAGCAGGCCAAAGACACAGAGGCCGCGCAAGCUGGAGCGAGCGCUGCGAUUGCCAUCGCUAUCGCCAAGCGUGAAGAAGCUAUCAAAGCGAGCGAAUUAGCCAGCAAGUUGUUGACAGCCGCGGCUGGGUCCAGCGAAGCCGCCAUGUCAGCGACGGAGAGGGCGGCGCAAUUGACAGCCGCAGCUAGUGCAGCUGCCAAAGCUUCUGCAUCCGCCUCUGAGGCUUCUGCUGAGGCCCAGGUGAGGGCCAACGCCGAAGCAAACAUCGCCAAGAAAGCUUCGGCAGCUGAAGCGAAAGCCGCAGCGGAAGCCCAGCUUAAGGCGGAACUUGCCAAGAAAGCUGCUGCCGGUUUAUUAGCUAAGGCUAGACUAGCGGCCAGCGCCGAAUCCGAGGCCACUAAACUCGCAGCCGAAGCGGAAGUAGCACUGGCCAAGGCCAAAGCUGCCGUCGACCAGUCACAGAGCGCACAGGCAACCGCCACCGCUCAAGCUGCCACUGCCGUUCAGCUGCAAUCUCAAGCAGCUAACGCGGAAGCCUCCGCUGUAGCACAGGCUGAAACUCUGCUGGUUACGGCGGAAGCCGUCGCUGCCGCGGAAGCCGAAGCCGCGACCAAAGCUGCCGGUUGGGCGAAGAAAGUCAUCAACGAGAAAAAAUUACGUUUAGCGAAGAUUGAUUUAUUUGUACAACUGCAACCCCCGGUAUAUAACUGGCGCGUGCCGGAAGAAUCGGCAUCAAUCGGCAAAGUUCCGUCGACCAUGCAGAUCCCAGCGAUUUUCGUCACGUGCCUGCUCACAUGGGGCCUGGUGCACGCAAGUAUCCUGGAACUUGGUGCUCCCAAACAGGAGUCUGUCCUCGUGGAGCAGCUCCUACUGAAGAACGUGGACACUAGCGCGAAGCGAAAGGAGAACGGUGCUCCGAAACUCGGCGAGAGCACUGCUGCCGCUCUGGCUAGUACCAAGGCAACUGCAGCCGCAGAGGCCAAGGCAUCCAGCAAAGCGAAAGCUUCUGCCUCGGCCCUCGCUGAGGCUUUCCUGCGUGCAUCGGCAGCGUCUGCUGCUGCUGAGGCCAAAGCUGCUGCCGCUGUAAAAGAAGCAACGCAGGCACAGCUGCUGGCACAGGAGAAGGCUUUGAUAGCAUUGAAAACUCAAUCUGAACAACAAGCUGCCUCCGCUCGCGCGGACGCUGCAGCUGCCGCAACCGCAUCCGCGCUACAACGCGCCCAGGCCUCCUCCAGAGCGGCCACGACCGCUCAAGAUACCUCCAGCGAUCUGGAGAAACGUGCCGCCACCUCAGCCGCCGCUGAAGCAGGUGCCACCCUCAGAGCGGAACAAUCCGCCGCGCAAUCGAAAUGGUCCGCCGCAGUAGCCGCCCAAACCGCCGCUGCUGCAGCCGCUACGGAAACGAAGGCCACCGCUUCCUCAGAAAACACCGCUGCCGCUACUAGCAAGGCCGCCGUGUUGGCCGCUGACGCUGGCAGCGCAGAAGCUGCCGCUGCAGCAGAGGCACAAUCCGCUUCGCGGAUCGCAGGUGCAGCAGCCACUGAGGGAUCUGCCAACUGGGCUAGCGAGAACUCGCAAACCGCACAACUGGAAGCUUCCGCCGCAGCGAAGGCCAGCGCAGCCGCAGCUGUCGGAGAUGGAGCUAUUCUAGGACUUGGACGGGACGCUGGUGCCGCGGCUCAGUCACUCGCUGAAGCUAAAGCCUUAGCUGAAGCUAGUGCCAGCUUAGGUGCUUCAGAGAAGGACGGGGAUUCGAUGAAAUAUUGGAGCAUUGAAUCAUUAAAUGAUAGACUCGAGAAAGUAGCAAAUAAAAAAACAACAUUUCGAAUUAAUGAAGAAUACCAAGCACUCAGCAUAGGCACGCAACAAUGUUUUCACAAUUGUCAAUGGCCGUAUAAAACGGGCAAAUCGUGUCCCAAUCGGCAUCAAUCUUGCGAAGCAGCCUCGAAGAUGAAGAUUCCAUCGAUACUCGCGGUGUCCCUGCUGGUUUGGGGUCUGGCCAGCGCAAGCAAACCAAUCAUUGCCAAUGCGCAAGUAGGGAAGGUCAAGACCGAAGCGUCAUCGUCUUCCGAAAUCGAGACGUUGGUGUCAGGAAGCCAGACAUUGAUAUCAGGAAGUGAGACAUUGGCUUCAGAAGACGAGACAUUGACGUCAGAAACCGAGAUAGCGAGCGUGGCAACUGCCACGAAGGACGAGCUCGUACUAAAGGGUGAAGCCAUCCUUGGAAAGAAACUAGGAACCGGGGCGUCGGAAGUAGCGGCGGCCUCUGGCGAGGCUAUCGCAACUACCCUUGGCGCGGGACAAGCUGCAGCAGAGGCACAAGCCGCCGCCGCUGCGCAAGCAAAAUCGGCAGCGGCCGCUGCCGCGAAUGCAGGUGAAUCCACCAACAGUGCUGCUGCGUUGGUUGCUGCUGCAGCUGCAGCACAAGGAAAAGCGGCUGCCGCCGCAGCAGUCGCGACGAAGGCUAGCUUAGAGGCUGCAGAGGCUGCUGAGGAAGCUGAGUCGGCCGUGGCCUCGGCCAGAGCUGCUUCCGCAAAGGCGGAAGCGCUUGCAACGAACGCCGCUGCUGCGAAUGCUCGUGCUGCGCUCCAAGCUGAAAAAUCGAACGAGCUAGCGCAAGCUGAGGCUGCAGCCGCCGCCGAAGCCCAGGCUAAAGCCGCCGCUGCUGCCAAGGCAACACAACUCGCCCUUAAAGUUGCCGAAACUGCGGUGAAAACGGAAGCAGAUGCAGCAGCUGCCGCCGUUGCGGCCGCAAAAGCCAGAGCAGUCGCAGACGCAGCCGCAGCUCGUGCGACCGCAAUGAACGCCAUUGCUGAGGCGGAAGCAGAAGCCUCGGCACAAGCAGAGAACACCGCUGGUGUAGCACAAGCAUCCGCCUCCGCUGCUGCGGAAGCACAAGCUUCUGCAUCCGCCGCUGCGGCGACUUCAGAAGCAUCCGCCGAAGCUGGUGCAUUGGCAGGAGAACUUAAGUUACCUCCGUUGUUACGUCUUUCCCCACCGAAGAAGGAAAUCAUCGAAGAAUGGUCAGUGAAGAGAGGUUCAACAUCUUCAAGCAGAGUAUAUUCUAGAAUAGAGCAGAAGCAAAGGAGAUGAUUAGAGACACCAGUUUAGUAAAUGCGAAUCGAAAUUGUACGGAUGACAUUAUUAAAUUGUUCUAGCAAAUGA
Messenger RNA from Bombus pascuorum, 4698 nucleotides. RefSeq lists its product as uncharacterized. Lineage: Eukaryota; Metazoa; Arthropoda; Insecta; Hymenoptera; Apidae. The coding region runs from base 1288 to 4626 and encodes 1112 amino acids. The transcript is spliced from 5 exons. The record is from RefSeq and is a predicted model, not a curated record.